Messenger RNA from Vicia villosa (hairy vetch), 456 nucleotides. RefSeq names its product protein MAIN-LIKE 1-like. The coding region runs from base 1 to 456 and encodes 151 amino acids. The record is from RefSeq and is a predicted model, not a curated record. The transcript has a single exon. Lineage: Eukaryota; Viridiplantae; Streptophyta; Magnoliopsida; Fabales; Fabaceae.
AUGGCCUUUGCAGAGAGGUGGAAUCCAGAGACUUCGUCAUUCCAUCUUUCUCGUGGCGAGGUUACCAUCACUCUUGACGACGUUGCAUGCCUCCUGCGUAUAACUAUUAGGGGUACCCUUCUAGGUCACAGUAGGCUGACGGAGGAGGAAGUGAGUGAGUUAUUGAUUAAGGAGCUCGGGGCUAAUCCAGAGGACGCACUUGAGGAGGUGGAGAGGUUCCGCGGGGCGCAUGUGAGGUUUCACUUCUUAGCGCGACAUUACAUGGUCGAGCUCACUGCGGUACUGCAGGCUGCUGGUGACCCAUUAGAGGUGGAGAUACAAAGGGAGCGGGUGCCGAGAUGUUACUUCCUAUUUUUGUUAGGCACUCAACUGUUUAUGGUCACGAGCUCGUCGUACACACACGACGUUUACCUUAUGUAUUUAUUGGAUACCGCACAUGUCCAUGAAUACAACUAG